Molecule: messenger RNA, 8203 nt
Organism: Pogonomyrmex barbatus (red harvester ant)
Lineage: Eukaryota; Metazoa; Arthropoda; Insecta; Hymenoptera; Formicidae
Biological process (GO): axon guidance; morphogenesis of an epithelium; nerve development
Cellular component (GO): dystroglycan complex; sarcolemma; dystrophin-associated glycoprotein complex
Molecular function (GO): laminin binding; calcium ion binding
Source: RefSeq, a predicted model, not a curated record
UGUUUAUUGGAUAAAUGUUCAUUGGACAUCAUUGGAUGCAUGCGCUCGCUCCCUCCGUUACAAAAAUGUUUCAUUAGUCUCUUGAGCCGAAUCUAAACAGACUCGUCAAAUGUUCGAUAACGUGAACAACGAGUGUGCACAAUUAUCAGUCUGAUUGUUGGUUCAGUGAUCGAUAUAGAACGCCUUCUAUUCUAUCAUAUCGCCUUCGACUAUAUUUUAUUUAUUUUAAUUUUGUAUAUCAUUGAUCCUUUUAAACACCUCAUGAAUAUCAUCUUUUCUUUAGACAAAGAGUGCAUAAUUAAGAAUAUAAAUAUAUUAAAAUUAUUAUUUAUUGAAUUAUUGUAUUAUCAAAGCGUAUCACGUGGCAUGUAACGUAAUCUAGCUAUUUUAUUUUAUUUUUACGUAAGGUGUAGGAUUAAUCAACAUACAUCUUAAACAACAUUGCGCCAAACGAUGUGAUAAAGAAAGAUUAUUCAUUUAUCUCAAUUUGAGAGGAAAGAUGAAAAAUUGUAUUCGAUAUCAUGGCGUUUUGGUGAGGUUAGGAGCUCAUUUCGAUGAUCUUGUUUUAGCACGCGUUCUCGUUUCAACAAUCAGGAUUUUACGAAUCAACCGCGCGCGUUAAUUAUUACGACACUGACAUCGUUUGAUGACUAUCUUGACGAUCGUGACUCGGACUAAAUGAACAUUGCUUGACCUGUUGCAGGCGUAGCAGUAUGGUAUGGUAUCAGUGACUGAGACUUCCCCAAAACAUGAAGAAGCAUCCUCACAUCCUCGCGUGCAUCUUGCUCCUGUUGCCUCUGGCGUUGAGUCUGAGCUUGCAGGAAGACGACCUAGUCUUUGACGACGUCGGCGAAGACAAUGACAACGUGCCCGUCGGGCCCGUCUUGAUUAAUCAUCACACGGCCCGCGGUCGAUUCGAUCGUUACGAGCACGGAUCGUCAUCCCAUGAUGGCAGGAGACACGCCUCUCGGGUCGAAAGGGCGUGGGGCGUGCCGGACUCCAUCGUCCCGGUCGGCCACGUUUUCAGGAUGAAAAUACCGCGCCAAGCUUUUUCGGGGAACGUGGAUUUUUACGAGGUUCAUGAGACUGCCAAUCUCGAUCGUUUUCCACGAUGGAUGCACUGGGAUGACGCCGCGUCUACGCUGCUGGGCGUGCCGUCGAAAAAGGACAUGGGCAAUUAUCAUUUGAGCGUCACGGCUAUCGGCAAGCAUCACAACACCGCCAGGGAUCAGUUCGUCGUGCAAGUUAUACCUGAGAAACUGGAAGAACUCAAGCAUAAAGACGGCAAGGCGCAUUGCGAUGACGGAGAGGAUCAGACGAUCCUUGCAAUUUUGCUGGAUGCGCGAAUGGAUCAACUGUCGCCUAUCGCUAGAGUGAAUGCUAUUGAAAAUCUCGCGGGUUUUUUGGGAAUGCAUACGAGCGCAUUCUCGAUGCAUUCCCAAGGCAUUAAGGAUAUAACCGCUUUGGAUUCCUCCAUCAUCUAUACCGGAUCCGGGAAUGUUAGACAUCAUGAAUACAAAGAGAGUCAUUUGACUGUUAUCCAAUGGCAGGUUGGCUGCGACGGUCAUUUAUGGAAGCAUCAAACGGAGUUAGUAAAACAAUUACGCGAACAGGCGAAGGAUGGUACUCUAACGGAAGUUCUGCAGCUGCCUGUGAUUUCGUGGCGCGUCAGAACGGAUUCAAGUUCCUUCUUAAGAAACAGACGGGAAGCCGGUUCUGGCGACUACGAUUCAGAUGAUUAUGACGGUUAUGAUGAUAACUAUGAUGAAUACGACGAGGAAGACGAAGAAGGUGAUAACGAUGAGUCCCGAGUACCGCCAACACUCAUGCCAACAGCGGAAAUACCGGACUUCAAACACCCGCAUAGGCAUCAUCAUGGCGAAGAAACGAUCGAUUGGAAGAGCGAAGAUAUCGAUGAAGAUGUGAUAAUACCAAGAAUGAGUCAAAGCGAAUUAGAAAAUAAAAUUACGUCUACGCCGGAACAAAGUAUAACGAGAGAAUCCACGAGAGAAUCAACUACUAUAUCAACACCAAUUGUCGUGGACAUCAACAUCACUACUCUAUUGCCUGCAGUUAUGCCAACGAACAUUACUGUCACGACUACGACACCUGUAGUCGUAACUAAUGCCACGAUUACGACGAUGCCGUCAUCAUCGGAUCAUCGCACAACAUCGAGUACAACAUCACCCACUACUAGCACGACCACGACCACGACUACGACUACUACCACUACUGUAGCACCUACAAUUACCACAGCUCGGAUAACGACGACAGAUCGGACAACUAUAGAAUAUGGUAUCGAAUAUGGCCAAGCUAAUUUCCCACCGAGACGCGACAGGAGAUUGAAAAAGAUACCGGUAACCGCUGGCAAACCGUUAAGCUACGUUAUACCGGCCAACACUUUCAUUGAUAUUGAAGACGGUGACACGAGGCAGCUGAAAUUAAGUUUAUAUUGGCAAGGCGCACCACUUAAAACAACUCACUGGCUCCAGUUCAAUCAUCAUACCCAGGAAGUCUAUGGAUUACCCCUCGAAAACGAUAUAUCUACAUGGAAUUACGAACUGGUUGCGACAGACAGAGAAGGUGCCAAUGUCACCGACAGUCUUGAUAUUCAUGUUCAACAGCACAAGCUGAGUCGCAGCGUUAAUCAUGAAUUUAGUAUUUACUUGAGAAUUGACAAACGGAACGAGUUUCCAACAGACGUUGACUGGGAACUCAAGGUCAUUCGAAACUUGGCUGAACUUUAUAGAGACAGCAAUACGCAACAUAUCACGGUGCGUUCCAUUGAUAUCGACACUAAUCAUGAGCAAUCUAUUUUCAUAUGGACUAACGAUAGUCUUCCAAGAAGCAGCGAAUGUCCGAAAGAAUAUAUAAAGAAUUUGUUGCGUGUACUUAUCGACAAUGAUGGAGAUCCUUCGUCUUCUUUAAAAGCAGCUCUUGCUCCAGAAAUUAGAGUUAAGCGUGUAGUAUUUCAAGGUAUUGGCCAAUGCGAGGAUAUGAACCGUCCCGAAGUACCGAAAGUCUCUAUCGAAGAACCGAAAGUUAAUUUACCGCCAAUUCCAAGGAAUCAAGUCGAUCAUGUCAAUGCAACAGUCGGCCAAUUACUUGUGUUUAAAGUGCCAGAAGAUACGUUCUUCGAUUCUGAGGAUGGAUCUUCACGAAACAUGAAGAUGUCACUUUUGACUAUCGACCGAAAACCUAUUCCAUCUCACGAAUGGCUACAGUUUGACAGCAAGAAUCAAGAAUUUUACGGUGUGCCAAUGGAUACCGAUAUUGGUCGCAAGGAAUAUCAAUUAGUUAUCACCGAUAAAGAAGGUGCGAGUGCCACAGAUGGAUUAGUCGUCGUCGUUCAUCCAGCACCUUCCAUGCAACAUACAGUGGAAUUCUCAAUGACACUGGAUAUCCCUUAUGAUUCUUUCGCACAUUCCGCACUUCAGAAGCGGAAUUUUAUUGAGAAAUUACGCGAUCUCUACGGAGACAGGGACACGAGCGCUAUCUUGUUGCAUAACAUUUCGAAUAGCAGUACCGUUAUCACAUGGCACAACAGAACUCUACCUACGUCAUACUGUGCUCACGAGGAAAUCAACAGACUACGAUCCGUGCUUGUAAAGAGCGACAAUGAUCGACGUUCUGUGACGGACGAAGUGUUGGAUGUGAUGGGAUUGAAAUUUCCAGUAAAACAGAUCACAGUAAACCCGACAGGGAUUUGCCUCGGUGAAUUAACGGGUGUUCAUUCGCCAGAUAGCCACGUACCAGCGGUGGAUGAUUCCACAUCUGUCGGUGCGUUCCACGACGAUUAUCUUCUCACCUUUGUUCUGCCGGCAAUUAUUAUCGCUGCUAUGCUCAUCUUGGCGGGAAUAAUCGCUUGCGUGCUGCAUAAACGAAGGCGCAGUGGAAAAAUGAGCGUCAGUGAACAGGAUGACGAGCGGCAGAGUUUCCGAAGCAAAGGAAUUCCUGUAAUUUUCCAGGAUGAGCUAGACGAGAAACCAGAUCCCGGUAAUAAAUCACCUGUCAUUCUUAAGGAGGAAAAACCACCUCUUCCACCACCCGAGUAUCAGAAAACCGAGGAUGGUGCCGAUAUGCCGAUGCUGCCAAAGGAGAAUUCCGAAGAACCAUACCAACCGCCGCCGCCAUUUGCCACAAAUCGUGACACUAAUCGUCAAAAUCGUCCCAAACCCACUCCGACGUACAGGAAACCGCCCCCUUAUGUGCCUCCCUAACAAAAUACGGUGCAUUCGCCUACGCGUAAAUAUAUGUUAGCAAUGCUCGGAGACUCGCCAAUACAUAAACAAAACCAAAUCAAUUAUAAAAAGCAAUCUCGAAUUGGCGACGAUGACGAUGAUCAUGGGACUCUGAACGUUUAUAGCGAUGUUUGAACGAAGGCCAUUUUUCAUUCACUCAGUAUAAGACAAUAUACUUGUACUAACUACUGCUUUGCGAGGCGUAAAUGGAAGAUUUUUCCGCGAGAACUUUUUUCGAACCUACGCGUGUUUUUACUUAUUUUAUAUAUACAUACAUAUAUAUGUGUAUGUGUAUGUGUAUGUGUGUGUGUAUAUCAACAACGGCAUGUCUCGUUACGAUUUAUCGAAAAAAAAAAUAUUCUUUAAUCGAUAUUCGAUCGAUAUACAUUCUUUUUCAAUUAUAUUUAUAUUUCGUGCGAAAAAGGAAAGAUUUUCUAGGAAGUAUGGGAAUACAAAUCACGUGUUGCCUUUCGUAAAGAAUUCAAUUGUAAGAAAGGAUCCACUGCUCCGAACUCAAUACGCGAAUUUAGUUUAGAUUGUUCAUAGAAUCAAUACAGCGGUAGAAUAUAAACGUAUUUUAUUCGGCUCUGUAGCAUUCAAGACAGCAACGAUAUUCGUAAAUAUUUCAAUAAUCAGUGCCAUUUAUUAAGCAAUAAGGGUAUCCGACUGUAAAUGACAGCGCGUACGUAUAAUUAGUACGAUUCUACGUGCGCGGACUUAUCCGUGCGAUUACUAUUUACAGAGAGUCUUCAGAUAUCAAGAACGAUGGAUUAACGAAAUACAUUAUAUUAUACACUUACAACGUAUAACACUGCCAGAACGACAAAUGCGCGAUAUGUCGCCAAGCGAGAAGGUUCGAGAUUAUAUAUAUAUAUAUACGUGUGUAAUACAUAUAUGUAUGUAUGUAUGUAUGUAUGUAUGUAUGUAUGUAUGUAUGUAUCAUGUAUUUUCUGAACCUUCCAUUUAGGAAAAUUCGUGGCGAGAUAAACGAAAUUGAGUUAAAUGUCAUUCUCGUGAACGGAUAAAAAAAUUAGCUCGCUUGGUGAUUACUAUUAGUUAAGAAGAAAAUUUCAGAAAGAAUUUAAACAUUUUUGAGACAUUUAAAGAAACGAUUAUGAUACAUGCAAUGCCAUUGCAAAAUGACAGCAAAUGCUUCCAUUGGCACAGUAGGCCAUGCAGAUAACUUAUUUAAAAUAAAGAAACUAAUGAUAAUAUAUACAAAUAUAAAUAUGUAUAUUAAUACCUAUAUUUGCUGUUCGAUAGACAUCAGUCUACAGUUAUAUGGACAAAAUGUAAUUUAAAAAAUACUGCCAGACCAAUCGAGUUACUAGCAUUUACUUUUGGCUACGAAAGAGAUCCAUUAUUUAUUUUACGCACAAUUUUGACGCUUUGCAACUUGUAUGACUUAAUAACUGCAAUAAUUCUUUUUUUAUUUCUCAGAUCUACAUUUAUAUUCAUGAACGCGAAAGAAAGAGUUAGCAUCGAAGAGUUAACUCAGGAUAAAAACAAAAAAACAUUGAUGCGCACGUACAUAAGAAUGAGACUAUUUAAUUUAGACUUUACAUAGUUACCAAGCCAAAAAGUAAUUAAUACUUAAAAAAGAAGAAGAAAUAAGGUAGUAUGCCGUAUAUUUGUAAUUGUGAAAAAAAAAGAGAAACAUGGCUCGCACUCUUUAGGCCGCAUUCUUUUACAAUAAUUUUUAUAAUUUUUUAAUCGCUGCUUGCGAGACGCACACUCGCUCAUAUAAUACAUAUACAUAUUCACACACGCGCGCGCAUGCGCAUCAUCUCAUCAUUUGUACGUCGGUGCGUCGAAAGAGUGCGGGUACGUACAGCUGUUUCUUCAAUACCUCGAUAGUUUCCUGAUAUUUUUAAAAGGAAAUACGAGAAAUAAAAAAAAAUUUCAUUGUGCGUUCCGAAUUUUCAAGAGCUCCGUUUGUCGAACACGUCCGUCGAUGUACGGCGAGCGGGUCGCAAUGAAUUUGUAAAUGCGCCUAUAACUAGUGUGAAUGCUGAUGAUUAAUACGUAUGUAAGAUAACAACGAGGAUGUUUCAUAUGUGCAACUAAAUAUUACGAUAUAUUACGGCUAAUUAAUUCGUGUCCUUGUAUAACAUAGAGGAUUUAAAUGUAUGGCAAGAGGAAAGCACGUGUCACGUGAAGCGUGACUUGCCUAUAGAUUCUUUUUCUUCUUCGCGUUCGAAUGUAUCAAAACUGGCCAGAUUUAUCUAUAAUCCCGAAGAAAUGCACUUUCAUAUAUAAUUAAACGCGUGAUUGUACUGCUUUGCGAGAGAGGAAAAGGAUCAUCGCAGUCGCGUGUCAAAAACUUUCCUCACGAAUAAUACCCCUUUCAUCGCUCGCGUCUUGUUUAUAGCAGAAUUUCAUAAGAAAGAGAGAAAAAAUAGCGAUAGUCGUCCGUACGUCGUCGGUACGUUGCUUUACGACGUUUCAUAUCACGAAUUAAUAUGUUUUCUUAUUAUUUUUAUAAUACGAAUAAAAAUCUAAUAUUAAAUCUUAUGUUAUGAUUUGAAUACAAUAAUCCGUAUUGUCGCUCUAAGUGAAAUUAUAACUCAAAAUUAUGAUAUUCCUUUGUGCGCGAUUCUCAUUCAAAGAAUAAAUAUAAAUGUACGCAUGAGCUAUUAGGACUGAUGUUUGUAUAUUCAUUUCUGCUAAAUCAUAACUCAAUUCAUAACUUUUAUUAUUAUUCGAAAUCCUACUUAUUGUUUUAGACGAGAUCCUCACAAAGUAAUAAUGCCACUUAGUUAGUGAAGAAAAAGUAAUAUUGUUGAAAAGUAACAUAUAACAUUAUUAUAGUACUCGAACGUCGAUGGAUACUCGAUUAUAAAUCAAGAACGCAAUGCAUCAUAAAUGGAAAAGCGUCAUAUUCCGUUUGCGAUCUGCGAUAAACAAGCACAGAUUCAUAUCAUGCGUCUAAUCAUAUCAUUGCUCAUCAUUGCGUAUUUCUUAAACGCUGCAGUUACAUUACUGUGAAAAUGAUGAUAAUAAUAUAAAUAGACAUAUAUGAUAUUUAUAUGAUAGAAAUACUGAAAGAGGACGCUUCGAAGGAGGUGGAAAAGAGAUAAACUUCACAAAUAGCGCAGCGAAUGCUUUUUCUGUUUUCUGGCCUGUAAGAAUAGAUCGAAAGUAUUUUAUAACAAUGUAUGAAAGCAGAAUAUAUGAUGGAUUAUUGCGUAACGCUAAGACUUUCGACCGCUUUCUAAAAAAAAAUCGGGCUAAUCAGCGGGCGCGACGUAAAAAAGUUCUACUAGAGGAAAAAGAAACUAUCAUCGCUUAUACGAACGUGUUGUAUACAUAGCUAUAUAUGUUUACACACAUUUACGUUAUUUCAUUUCGUAUUACGAUUCUAGAUUAGACCAUCUAGAAUUUAUACGAAUUUAAUUCUCUUGUUUGGAAAAAGAGAUAAGUCCAUGAAAACAUAGAUAUUUUGAGGCGCGGAAAACAUAGAUAUAUGUUGCGCGGAAUGAAAUAACGUAACGUAUAUCAUAUACAUACAUAAUAUACAUUUAAAAAUAAUAUACAGGAAUUUUCAAAUUAUUUUUCUUCGUUGUGAAAUAUAUAUUAACGCAAAGCUUUUUUUUAUAUCGGAAAGAACUUUGUUGUAGUAUGUUAGUAUACUCGCGAAAACAGGGCCGGAACAUUUUUUGUAUCAAGUUGCUUUUUCUGCUGAGUAAUGAAGUCAUUGAUAAUUACUUUUUAAAUUUUUUACUACAUAACAUAUCUUGAAAAAGGAAAAUGAAAGAACCAAAAUCUAUGAAAAUACGGCAUAUCGAUCCGAGUCCUCUAAAAUGGAUCACACAUAAUUAUCUUAAGGUCCUGUAAUGAUAUGACGAGUAAUAAAUGGAAAAAUUAUGUCGAAUUAAUAAUAUACAAAUAUGUAUCUGAGACUAGUAUACUGGAAAAGAAACACGUGUAAAGUUAAGAGUUAAUAAAACCAUUUUAGGAUA